UCUCUUCCUUCUUUCCGUAUAUAUAAUUUCAUUCUCUCUAGGAAUCGAUCGAUCUUCCGGGGAAAUAUGUUAGGGUUCAGUGCUCGACUGCAUCCGCCAAACGCCCUUCCUUCAAUCACAUCAACACCACCCAAACCCCUCAAAUCGCGAUCUUCGACACCCAAAUCCCCACCACAUAAAACCCUCCCAAGAAACAAUCCGAGAAAAUUUGCGGUGCGAGCAGAGAACGGGAACGGAAACGGCGGCAUCGCCACCAAUGCCAAGGAAGAGAAGGAGGCGAAGAAGAAUGGCGGCGACGGUGAGGAGGAUCCGAGGAGGAACGGGCAGCCAAGAUUCAAUCUGAGGUGGGUGGAUUUGGUGGUGGACCGAGACCCGGACAACAUCCUGGCCGUGGGAUUGACGGGGAUACUGACGUGGGCGAGCGUGCAGGUGCUGUGGCAGCUGCUGUUGAUAUCGGUGGCCAUAGUGGUGGCUGCUCUCAAGUAUUCUUUCAUUGCCGCUCUUCUCAUUUUCAUCCUCGUUACCCUGCUUUGAUAUAUAUAUAAUAAUAUGUAUAUAUAUCUGUAAUUUCAAUGGUAAUUAUAUAUAUGUAUAUCUCUGUAUUUCAAUCACUCAGAAUGAAUGGGUAACUGGAGAUCAAUGACGAGUUUUUAUUUUAAUUUUGAA
Molecule: messenger RNA, 666 nt
Organism: Diospyros lotus (date-plum)
Lineage: Eukaryota; Viridiplantae; Streptophyta; Magnoliopsida; Ericales; Ebenaceae
Exons: 1
Coding region: 67-534 (155 amino acids)
Source: RefSeq, a predicted model, not a curated record